CAUGUGCACUGCCCCUUUAAAUGAGGGGCAGGGUCAGUCCAUGAUACACAAACACAGCAGUGCGCAUGCGCUGUACUCUGGAGCAGCGGAGGAGCGAGGGACUGCUAAUGCGCAUAACGGAGACAAGAAAUCGAUAAAGCACUGAAACAGACUUGCAGGAACCAUGGGGAGUGUGUUCCUGCCGGCGAACGCAGCCCACUCCGUGCUGCGGCGGCUGCGCAGGGCCAACUUCAUGCUGGAGGAGCUGAAGCAGGGUGACAUCCAGAGAGAGUGCCGCGAGGAGAUCUGCACCUAUGAGGAGGCACGCGAGGCUUUUGAGAACAAUGAGAAGACGAGACGGUUUUGGGAGGAAUACGUGCGGGAGAGUAGUCCAUCUGGAGGCCUGGAGACGGUGGUAGGUGGAGUCCACUCUCUCUACUUGAUCGUGCCAUUGCUGCUGGUUGUGUUCAUUAUCGCCUCCGUCGCCAUCACGGUUUGGCGCUGCCACUCCCGCAAACGCUCGCGGCGCAGCCCCAGCCUGGGACAUUCGCGGCACGACCACGUCCUGUCAGUGGUUUCUAUGGACCAUUGGGGGAGGGAUUACCACCACGGUGACCAAUCAGAACUCAGUAUCCACAGCAGCCCAGCUUAUCCAGGCUCGGAGGUCACGUCGGGGAGAGGAAGUGCUGGAGAUCCGCCGCCAUCAUAUGAGGAGGCUGUGGGCCACACGGACGUCCAGAUUGAGACAGAGCCACCUCCACAGUAUGAGGAUAUAGUUACCACCAGCACGAGUAGUGCCAACGGCCAUGCAAAUUAAACCUGCCUUUCACUACUACUCCAACAAAAGCCUACUAACCUACACUAAGACUUAUCCUCUUACAAUGCCACUGUUGUGGUAUCACCAGCCUUCCUCCUUCAACACACAGAAACACUAUUAACUGUACAGUCAAUGCAAUCUUUGCUAGAGUCAGUGCUGCUGAAUUUUGCACUAACCUUUAUUCAUUGAGGUGAGGCCAUGGCACGAUUGAUCAAAUGAUGAUGCAAUUCCAAAACCCAGCAGCACCACUGCUGAAUUUCCUGAUGUUGAAUCUAUGCUAUCACACUGUAGCAUUUUUUUAACUGUGCAGGCAAAACAAAUGUUGCAUGUAGUGAAAAGAAGAACAUGUAAUGUGAUAAUGAGGGACAAUUAUUCCGAGUGUACACGAGGGUUGGGCCAAUGCUUUAUUGAAGGUUAGUGCCAAUUUUUAGACAUUUUUAGACAUGUCAACUUUUAUAUUUGACCUAUUUUGUCAAAACUAAGUACUCACUGUUUUCCCCCAGUUUUGCCUACUGCCCUUAUCCAGCAACAGCACUUAUAUCAUGAAAUAUUGUUUCCAGUGGAAUUAAGACUAAUUAAAGUUGAAGUUAGCUGUUUUAGGCCAUUAGACUGAAAAUCUAUAACACAUUCAAAAACAGGUUUGCCAUCUGUUAACUUUCCCUGAGAGAACUGCAAACAAUUAUAUAAUCAUCUCUUCCAUGUCUGACAUUAAAUCCACAGAAUGUAAUUUUGAUCACUAGGGGUCCCCCGAAAUUGUAUCCCAGCUUAUCUUUUUUUAAGAUGCAUAUGUCAAACACGGACCAGGUUUCUUAAAAACUCCUCUCACUGUAGCAACACUUCAGCAGUGGCAACUGCUGCAGUGAAGUAGAAAGCAGUAUGUGCAAGUAAAAGCACUUCAGCAUUUCUGUUCCCCUUUUCCAUUCCUAUUUCUUCUUUCAUAAACAAGGUUUUUGUUGUGAAAUAUUUGCAGGACCAGCAUGUUUGUGGUUUUAAACAAGAGUUCUGGCAUUUUAUUGGCUACAGAGGAGGAUUUUAAGUAUCGACUAGAAAUAUGGAUUUCUAUAGAUUCAAAAACAUUUUGGCUAAUAUAAGUAGCCUACUCAAGAAAAUACAGUAAAUAACAGUCUUGUAAUUUUUAAAUGUUUUAAUGCAGAAAUGUCACCAGAGCAUGAGUCUUAGCUGUGCUGUCUGCAGUUGCAUACUGGGGGGAUAGUAAAGGUAGUAUAAUCCAUAACUUGAUUCAGAACUAAUGUUUUGUUUCCAACAUGAUGGUAAUCAACAUAUUUGGUCUAUUUCACUGCAGAUGUGAUUGUAAAAUAGUCACGACACAAGCAGUUGUCAGACAUUAAUAAGUUUACACCUGGCCCUAUCAUUAAAUAGAAUAAUCAUUUUGUAAUUUGUAUGUUAUAGUGUUAAUUGCGAGUAGUCAAUAAUGCACCUGCAGCAGUGGAGAUGGUUUGGAUUGUUGACAUUUGUAUGGUUUGUUUUGUUUCAGAAUCUAUACGCCUGCAACUGAGAUGUAACCAUACUGAAGAAAACAAUGAGUUAAAACAGAGAUGCACAACAUAUAACACUUCCAACAUUACAGUGUCUAAUUGUGAAGGUUUCAAAUGCCAAAAUAAUGCAUUGGCCCAACUUGGGUGUAUUUAUGAAUACAUAUAUAUAUAUAUAUAUAUAUAUGUAUAUGUGUGUGUGUGUGUGUGUGUAUAUAUAUAUAUAUACACACACACAUAUGAGAAGGCCAUCACUUCUAAACGGGGUGCUGAAGUAAAUUUUUGUGAACGUGUGGUUAUAUGUGCUUAUAAUUUAGUAAUGCAUGCAGCAGGGUCUGAACACCUGAAGGUUGGGUUUAGUUGGGCCUUGUUGUUGGUCUGUGCUCGCUUGUCCACGUCUGGCCUCAGAUCCUGCUUUAACUGUGAAAGCUCUCCCCUCGAGCAGUUCUUUGACCAUGUAGUUGUUUGCUGUGCUGCCUUUGUUGAAAGUGCACUGAGGAUUCUUAAAACAGGUUUGCAGCAACACAGUAAAUGUGAGUUUUGGAGUGACUUGCACAGGAAUAUGGGACAUGAAGCAAUAGAGACUGAAGCUUUUUGGCAAACGGGUGGAGUUAGAGGGGAGAGGCUCUGUAUUUGAUGUCUUUAUGGAGACAGUCCAUGUUUAGCAUGUGUAAUGUAUCUAUAAAUAAUGUACAGCGCGUGUGUGUGUGCAAAAGUAAAUUACAGUGAGGUUGUUUUUCUCAAUAGGAAAAGCAGUGAGUGCUGUGAAUUAAUUAAGUAAAGAUUAUACACUAGGUUGGAAUAAAAGAAGGCACUUUGCAUUUAAGCUCUGACUGAGCUGUUUAACGAGAACAAGGAGUUUGGCUUGAGUAUAUCAUGGAUUUUAGUGAUAACUUCACUAAGUCUGUGGAAAAAGACCUGCUCAAUAUGCAAAUCAAUAUGCAAUAUUACUGCAUACACUCAGUAAGCCAAAUAUUUGUUUAACUUUCAUUUGAUACAGACAUGUCACGUUUCCUGAUUAGACCUCUGAGGCUUUGAGCACUGGUUUUUCUUAAAUGUGAGUUGACCUUUUGAACCUCAGCACUUGCUAUGACAUUGAACUAAGUUGUGCUGGUUGGGGAAGCCAUUUUGUUGUGGUCAGUUUGACUACUACUUACAGAGGCUUGUUUUUACAUUGCUUUAUAAAACAGAGGAAAUGUUUAACAUCAAAUGCAAAGGACCUUGUUAUAAAUCCUUUAUCUGCAAAAGCUUGAAUUCAUUUGUAAUAAAAUAUCAUAAAACAUG
This is a messenger RNA of Solea solea (common sole), 3573 nucleotides long. It is a transcript of the gene prrg1, whose product is annotated as proline rich Gla (G-carboxyglutamic acid) 1. Bases 164 to 796 code for a protein of 210 amino acids. The transcript is spliced from 4 exons. Gene Ontology annotation, cellular component: extracellular region. NCBI's taxonomy places the organism in Eukaryota, Metazoa, Chordata, Actinopteri, Pleuronectiformes, Soleidae. The record is from RefSeq and is a predicted model, not a curated record. Gene Ontology annotation, molecular function: calcium ion binding.